This is a messenger RNA of Lactuca saligna, 453 nucleotides long. NCBI's taxonomy places the organism in Eukaryota, Viridiplantae, Streptophyta, Magnoliopsida, Asterales, Asteraceae. The record is from the annotation of a GenBank genome assembly.
AUGGACCAUUUUGGUACUAAUCUACAAGUAUUCUCUACUGGAGUAAGUAAGGAAAAUGAAAUUGAGGACAAUUGUUCUAUUAUGUCAAACAUGUCAAUGGAAAUGGAAGAUGGUGUUGACUUAACUGAGUUCAUGAGUCCACGGAAGAGCAACAUGGAAGGAGUACCCUAUGAUGGAGUAAGUCAGGGAGAUGGAAAUGGGGAUGCCAUAGAAGCUGAAAUCCCAGAAGAUGAUAAUGUCCCAAAUGUGAAGGGUAAAUCAAGGUUUAAUGAAGAGAUACCUUGGAAGAAGUUGUUGCCAAUUCUAGUUUUGAUGUUUACCAAUCCUAAACAAUUGAAAUUCUUGCUUUGUAAUUAUGUUGUAGCCAAUGGGUACCAACUGUACUAUGAAAAAAUUAACAGUAAAAGAUUAUUGGUUAAGUGUUGUGAUGGUAAAUGCAAAUUUAGUCUCUAG